Messenger RNA from Orbilia oligospora ATCC 24927, 1236 nucleotides. RefSeq lists its product as uncharacterized. The transcript is spliced from 4 exons. Bases 1 to 1236 code for a protein of 411 amino acids. Gene Ontology annotation, molecular function: RNA binding; ribonuclease T2 activity. Gene Ontology annotation, cellular component: extracellular region. Gene Ontology annotation, biological process: RNA catabolic process. Lineage: Eukaryota; Fungi; Ascomycota; Orbiliomycetes; Orbiliales; Orbiliaceae. The record is from RefSeq and is a predicted model, not a curated record.
AUGCAUUCGAAACUUCUUGUCCCAUACUUGGCGACACUGUCGAUAGUGGCCGCAAGUCCAUUGAAUAUAUUCUGUCAAAGGGCCCCAGUCGUUGGUCCAACAUGUACUAAAGAAGAAACCUCGCAGCUCAGUUGUCAUAAUACCGCACCAGUCAACAAUCUCUGCUGCUUCAAUUCCCCGGGUGGUCAGAUUCUAUUGACACAAUUUUGGAAUGCCCGACCUGAUUUUGGCCCAAAGGAAUCUUGGACAAUCCACGGUCUGUGGCCAGACAAAUGCGAUGGUACAUAUGAGAGUAACUGCGACAAAUCUCGAGAAACGAAUGAUGUUACAGCCGUUCUUAAGAAGUUCGGAAAGACCGAAACUCUGGAUUAUAUGAACAUGUAUUGGAAGAGUAAUAAUAACGACGAUGACGGUUUCUGGCAGCAUGAAUGGAACAAGCACGGCACCUGUAUGUCGACUUACGAACCAAAAUGCUACACAAACUACCAAAAAGACCAAGCAAUCGCAGACUACAUGGACAAAACUGUCGAACUCUUCAAGGGCCUAAAUACCUAUAACAUCCUCGCCGCGGCUGGUAUCCUCCCAUCAGACACUACAUCUUAUACCCUUGGAGCCCUCCAAGCCGCCGUCAAGCGUUCACCCCACGGCCAAGAAGUCGUCUUCAACUGCAAGAAUGGUAGCUUGAGGGAAGUCUGGUACCACUUCAACAUCUACGGCAGCGCUCAGAGCGGAAAGUAUGUUCCAGCUGGUAUCGUCGGAUCACCAAGUAACUGCCCAAAGACCGGGAUUAAAUACUACCCCAAGGGUGGAAGUGGAACUCCAACAACUACCACAAAGGCCACUACCACUGGCCCAGCCUCGACUCCUACGGGAACAGUCACCCCAGGAGAACCAUUCAGUGGACGUGGAUAUUUGACCGUUGAUAAGGGUGGGUGCUUGAUCUCUGCUGGGAAGUGGUACACCAAGGGAACCUGCGCCACAUACACCGCCACCGCCACCGGCAACGGCUUCACAUUGAAGAGCAGCAAGGGUAACUGUGGUAUUGUAUCUGAAGAAUUCAAAUGCGGUACCGACGUUACAUCCACUGUCUUCACUGCGUCUAGCGGAGCACUGGUUAAUGGAGGCUCCACAAGCUACUACGCUGAUGGGGAUGCCAAAGAUGGAAGUCAAGUUGGAGUAUUCACUUCUUCUGGUGGGAGACAGACGGUAUUGACCAUCACUUGGCUGGCAAUUUAG